UUUAUGCACACUAAAUACAUUCUACAUGGUAUCAGAUUAGAUCCUUCGGCCUCCAUGGCUCCUACCACACCUGCCACCGGCGCGGCCACCCUCGGUGCUCUCUCCGAUGGCACCAGCGCCUCCACGGCCGCCGGCACUACUGCAUCCUUUUCCACUUCCUCAACCUCCUCGUCCGAGUUGGCUGGCUCUACUUCGUCCGGCCCCAACCCGUACGCACUCGGCCUCUUCGGCAUCCGCUCCGUGAUCGACUACAAGCUCGACCUCCACACCGGUCCGUACUCCACCUGGCACGAUGAUAUGGAGCUGCAGGUUGCCAAGUUCGGCCUUCUCCAUCACCUUGAACCUGAUGCCGCUGCCCCGCCCGGUGAUCCGACCUGGCGCCUCCUCGACCUCGACAUCAAAUCGUGGAUCCUGGCCACGAUCUCCGACGAGCUCAAGGCCAUGGUGAAGGGCAAGCCCUCCGCGCGCGAUGUGUGGGCCGCCAUCGAGGCGAUCUUCACCGGCAACCAACGCGCUCGCCAGAUGCAGCUGACCACGGAGCUCCUCCACCAGGUCCAAGGGAACCAGCCCGUCGCCUCCUACUGCGGCCGUAUCAAGGCCAUCGGCGACGCGCUCGCCGACGUCGCGCUGCCCCAGUCCGACGACGCGCUCAUCGUCGCCCUCAUCCGCGGCCUCCACGCCCGUCACAAGAUGACGGCCAAAAUCAUCCAGCGGGAGGCGGCCACGAUCUCCUUUGCGGAGGCUCAGAACAUGCUCGUCCAGGACGAGACGAUGGAGAAGUCCGCCGACCGGCUCACCUCCAACACCGCGCUCCUCUCCGUCAAUCGGUCGGCGCCCUCCGGUGGUCACGGCGGCCAGGGGUCCUAUGGUGUCUCCGGCGGCCAGGGGUCCUCUGGUGUCUCCGGUGGCUCUUCUAGCGGCGCCCCCAACCCCGGCAGCUACGGCGGAAGUGGCCUCCCGCCCGGUACUCCAUCGCCCAAUCAAGGUAAACCGAAGCGCAAACGGUUCAGCAACCACGGUGGCUAUGGCUGGUCUCCACCGACCGGCGUCCGUCCUUGGACUGGUGUCGUCCAAGCAUGGCCGCAGCAGCUUGUUCCUCCACCUCGUCCAGGCAGUGGCGGUGCUCCUGGGCUCCUUGGACCUCGGCCCGUGCCACCCCAGGCGUACACCAUGUACGCGCCGCUCCAUCCUCCUGCGCCUUAUGGUGGUCCGGUGGGCUUUGCGCCAUUCCAGUACGGCCAGCCUCCACCACCGCCCACGUUCCAGCAUGGUCUUCCCCAACCCGCCUUCGCCCCGCCGACUGCACCCAGCUUCGAGCAGUCCGCUUUGAUUGGGGCGCUGCAGGACAUGUCGCUCGCCCAGUCCGGCGGCUAGUACGCGGACUCUGGUGCCUCUGCCCACCUCUCGGCAACGCAAGGACCUGCGAACCCGGGCUCUUCUUCUCAGAUGUAACAGCAGCGGCGACCUCUACCCGAUCUUUCCGUCAACAUCUACCGACCCGCCCGUCGCGCUCGUCGCCGCCACCUCCGACCUAUGGCAUCGUCGAUUAGGCCAUCCCGGCGUUUCUUCCAAUUUUAAUAAAUCUUUCCCUUGUAAUAAAACCGACGGCCUAUGCCAUGCUUGUCAAUUAGGAAAACACACGAGAUUGCCCUUUAGCUCGUCAACCAGUUUGACUUCCGCUGCAUUUGAGCUUGUACACUGUGAUCUAUGGACAGCACCGAUUCCUAGUAUAUCUGGUUGCAAGUAUUAUUUGAUUA
Molecule: messenger RNA, 1757 nt
Organism: Triticum aestivum (bread wheat)
Lineage: Eukaryota; Viridiplantae; Streptophyta; Magnoliopsida; Poales; Poaceae
Exons: 2
Coding region: 4-1374 (456 amino acids)
Source: RefSeq, a predicted model, not a curated record